Schistosoma spindalis is the source of this 1050-nucleotide messenger RNA. Lineage: Eukaryota; Metazoa; Platyhelminthes; Trematoda; Strigeidida; Schistosomatidae. The record is from the annotation of a GenBank genome assembly.
UUUCCUAUGAAAACAGUGAUAUAAAAAAGAAGUAACACCAUUAAUUACUAUUGUAUAAAUAUACAAAAUAAGCUUUACUGAAUCACUAAUUAUCAUCAUCAUCAUCAUCAUCAUCAUCUCAGGAUGUCAAUUUUCAAUGGUCACUGUAAUGAUUACUUAAAAAAAGAAAUCAAUGGUCUUAAAAAAUGGAAAAUAAAUGAUCAACAAACUAAUAGGAAAUCAAAUAAUAUACAAGAAAAUGGGAAACACAAUACUAAUCAGGAUGGCAACCAUGAAAAUAUUUUACAGAAUGAAGAACAAAAUAAUCAAAUAAAAAAUGGUUGUAUAUUAAAUGAAAAUGAGAAUGGGACAAAAAAUGAUACUUUAAAAAUAGAAAAAUUGGAUGGUGAUAAUAACCAUAGUUAUAUGAAUGGCAGUGGUAAUAAUAACGAGAAUUUUUUACCAAUAUGUAAACCUGGACGUUUCAUUUGUCGAGGAUUGUAUACAGAUAUACCACAUUUAUGCUCUGAAACUGGUUACUUAAUUUGGAUUGAACCAAAACAAACUAUGCGUGUUUUAUUUACUUAUGGAGAUACAAAUUGUGAUUUUUUAUGUUAUUUAGAACCAGAAGUUCCAGGUGUUGCAAUCAACUAUUUGGAGCCUAAUAGAAUAAAAUAUUUUCAAUAUUUUAAUGAAAAUGACUACAGACCAAUACAAAUUCAUUCAGGAUUAGCUGCAUCAAUAAAUGGUUCCACUGGUACUAGAUAUUCAUGUAUGGGAUCAUUAUUCAAUACAUUCUCUUAUGCAAUUGAUUCAGAAAACGCUCAAUGUUUUAUUGAAUUAAAUGUUUUGAAUAAAAAACAAAUGAAUGAGUUAAUUGAACCAAUUUCACGUCCAUUUAAACUUAAUUUUCGUUUAGUUCUUUAAUCUAACCAGAAUUAUGUUAGGAGUCUUUAAUUGUUUAGUUCUAUUAGAAAAACAAAAUUACGGUAAACUUUUGUCAUUCUGAAAAUAAUCACUAUGUAAGACAAAAUAUUUACAUGAUACUUUUUUCACAUAUAUUAGUUUAUA